AUGUCAGCGGCAACAGCUUCAAUAGCAGAUGUGUCCGGGACUGAUAUUACCAAGAAAGAUGACGGCCGUGACCGGAAUCCCUCGGGUCAGGCCCAGGCUCAGUGCACACCCAUGCCACUGCCUGCCCUGGGCACCCAGAAGAUCAUCCAGGGCAAUGGCACUAAUGUGGGCACAGUGAUAUCCCUGCAGUGCCCAGCCAAACACAAACUGGUAGGAAGAGAGCUGACAUGUGUCAUGGGCCCCAACAGCACCCACUGGGAGGGGGAGACCUACUGUAAACCUCUGGGUCCCUAUGAGGACUAUGGUUUCCGUGUGGCUGUGCUGGCAUCCAUUGUAAGCUCAGCCAUAAUCCUCUUCAUGUCCAUGGCCUUCAUCACCUGCUGUUUGCUCGACUGCAUCAAAGAGGACAAACGGAAAAAGCAGGAGAGGCAAUGGCAAUGGGAGGAGCGGCCCCAACAUCAGGUGGACAACAGGUCUCGCUACAGCCAUAAAGGCAGGAACAACAACAACAACACCCAGGAGAAGAUGCUCUCUCUGUGGGACACCCACAACCCAGCCCUGUGUGACGGCAUGCGAGCCUGCAGAUGUCAUCAGGUUUACGCCAAUGGUCCCGUCUUCACAUAUGGCUGCACUGCUCUGCUUACUGCUCUACCUGGGCACAGCUAUGACCAGUCCCUGUUGCCCCCAAACCCAGAACCCGCACAGAUCUCUGGUCCCCCUCAUUACCCCGGACCUCCUCCGUCCCCUCAUCAAACGACGUUCCCAGGCCUGGUCCAGAUCUCCGCAGCGGGGCCUGGUUCGGUGUGGCAGCAUGGAAGACAGCAGAGCAGUUCGUCGGGAGUGAACCCGCCAACCACAGAUGAGUCCAGGAAUAUAAACCCUGCCAAAGAACUUUCCAUAAGGAUUAUAUCAGUGUGAGGACAAACGACACAGGAGGUGAAU
Molecule: messenger RNA, 942 nt
Organism: Xiphias gladius (swordfish)
Lineage: Eukaryota; Metazoa; Chordata; Actinopteri; Istiophoriformes; Xiphiidae
Gene: susd3
Exons: 5
Coding region: 1-918 (305 amino acids)
Cellular component (GO): plasma membrane
Source: RefSeq, a predicted model, not a curated record